UCAGUGACAGAUGACCUAUUGAAAUAAUUUCAGAGCCGGUCUGUGGUUGCUACGACAACCAAUGCUCUCUUGGCUUUUAUCUGGCCAUGUGACAGGGACUUUGACGUCAGCCAGAGGCAGAGUCUGUGGCUGAGUCCACACAGUCAAAGGCUUGUGAGAAUCCGGUGGAUGCUGGACCUCGCUGCUGAGGCUGUCGCUGCUGCUGCUGCUGCUGCUGCUGUCGGUUCCCAGGGGCUGCGGGAGCAUGGACUGCUAAACCCCACACUUCUGCGUGAGUUGAAUUCUUGCCACCAGGAUGGGGAAACAGAACAGCAAGCUGCGCCCUGAAGUCAUGCAGGACUUGCUGGAAAGCACAGACUUCACAGAGCAUGAGAUCCAGGAGUGGUACAAAGGCUUCCUGAGAGACUGCCCCAGUGGACAUUUAUCAAUGGAAGAGUUUAAGAAAAUAUAUGGGAACUUUUUCCCUUAUGGGGAUGCUUCCAAAUUCGCAGAGCAUGUCUUCCGCACCUUCGAUGCAAAUGGAGAUGGGACAAUAGACUUUCGAGAGUUCAUCAUAGCCCUGAGUGUGACAUCCAGGGGCAAGCUGGAGCAGAAGCUGAAGUGGGCCUUCAGCAUGUACGACCUGGACGGCAAUGGCUACAUCAGCAAGGCCGAGAUGCUGGAGAUUGUGCAGGCUAUCUACAAAAUGGUUUCCUCUGUCAUGAAAAUGCCUGAAGAUGAAUCAACACCAGAGAAAAGGACAGAAAAGAUCUUCCGCCAGAUGGACACCAACAGAGACGGAAAACUCUCCCUGGAAGAAUUCAUCCGAGGGGCCAAAAGUGACCCAUCCAUCGUACGUCUCCUGCAGUGCGACCCCAGCAGUGCCGGCCAGUUCUGAGCCCUGCACCCCAAGGACGCUACAUCUGCUUGUGUCUCCUGAUUAGCGUUUAAACUUUUUUUUUUUUUUGCCAAACAAUAUUGAUGGUGACGCUGCCCCCUCUCCGGUCAGAUGCACCCUUCUGUGACACCUCGCCUUUUGCUUCUUUCAUCGUGGACGCUUUGUGGGAAUGCCCAGAGCCCCAUGUGCCGUGGAGAGCAUGAGCACACUUCAUGGUGUUCCCCGCUGGACAGCUUUUUAAUCAUCAUUGUUUUCCGCCUUGAUUCUAAUGUCUUUGUCUUAAAACACAAGACUUGGGGAAGGGAAUUCCACCCAGCCCAGAGGGGCUUUGUUUGAAAGACAAACUAUCAGGGGUCUGUUGUGACACAUGCCCUCAGGACUAUAGCCGGCACCUGGGGCUUGCUUUCCUCAGAACAGGUUAUACCCUCUGGGGUAAGGCUAUGAAAGGGAGCUGGGACAGCCCCCAAGAGGCCCACUCCCUUCUCUACCCCAGCAGGCUGUAGUUUCUAAGCUGUGAACAUUUCAAGGUAAAUUAACAGAGGAGAUGGGAAAAGAAGGCUCAGCUAUUUUUUUCAACAGGUUUACACGAGUUGAGCUAAUAUGAGUUUCUUUGAAAAAAAUCCAACACAGAUGGUAACAUAUUCCAAAACCAGACCCAUCUAACUGCCUACUUGUGAUUUAUAAAAGACUGCUGUAUAUAAAAUAUUGGGUAUUGCAGACCAAAUUAAGUGUUUUGCCUUGUAAAUGCAUGUGUAGAGAGCGCUAAUACAAUCUUACUAUGGAAGACUGUUUUUAGUAGCUUAUUGUGAAGCCAACUACAAUGAAUGUCAAUGUCUUGUUUUAAAGUCAUAUCUGUCUUUGCACAAGUAUAUUUUAUAUACUCCAUAAAAUUACACAGCAAUGAUGACA
Molecule: messenger RNA, 1786 nt
Organism: Onychomys torridus (southern grasshopper mouse)
Lineage: Eukaryota; Metazoa; Chordata; Mammalia; Rodentia; Cricetidae
Gene: Ncald
Product: neurocalcin delta
Exons: 4
Coding region: 296-877 (193 amino acids)
Biological process (GO): calcium-mediated signaling
Cellular component (GO): cytosol
Molecular function (GO): calcium ion binding; actin binding; tubulin binding
Source: RefSeq, a predicted model, not a curated record